ACUCGAUUUUUGUGAGUUUUGGUUUGGCGCGUAAAGCACUGCUCAUUCAAAAUUUUCGUCACUAGUCCGCCACAUCGUACCAAGCAAGCACCCCGACUAGACAGAUAACGAAGCAGUUGGCAUUUCAAUCGCAGUCCUGAAUAUGUCCUCAAAACUACAGAAACCGAUUAGGAUCUUUGGGCAGCGAUCAAUUGAUUCAACAUUCCGUAAACUCCCUUCUGAUUCCUCAACUAGUUCCAACGAUCUUAAAGGCAAUGAGGGAAGACAAGGCUCGCACAAGAGCACCCCUGUCUCGCUUUCAGACUUCCUCGACCGCAAGUUGCGGAAAUCUUCUUUAGUUCUCGGAAGAAUUCAGGGGAAACCAACGCCUUUUUCAUCUCCCCUGGGUCUAGGAACAUCCGGAGUUAAAAAUGUUGGGAACAUUGAACAAGUUGAUAAAGAGACGACGAGUAUCAGUGAUAGAGUGAUUUUUGAAAAUUUCAAGCAUAAUGAUGAAGAGAAGGGAGAUUUCAUCGGUCCAAGUGGUGUUAAUGAGACAGAAAAUUCCGUCGAAGAUGAUACGCAAGACUCAAGGAAAAGAAAGAAUUCAUUUGCAGGACUGAGUGAGAACCAUACUGUCAAACGGCAAGUGGUAACUCUUGGAGGUGAAUCAACCAGAAGGCAAAUAAAAAGAACUGCUACUCAUUCUUCAAGCAACAAAAGGCGCCGACCGCUUUACAAUCACUAUAAAAAUGGCUGUGGAUGGUGGGACUGUGACAUGGAAGGUAUUGACAACGAGGAAGUCGGCUUCCAUGAAGUAUGGGAAGGGGUGGGGUCCACCUCACUUGGAGAGAUCGUUGAUUGGCAUUGAUUUCACCUUGUGUUUUUCUGUAAGUAUUUUGCUUCUAUUUUGUAUCAAGCAUAACUAUUGUCAGAAGGGGAACUAGCAGAGGCCCAUGGCCUUUCCAAGUUUUCAAUUUCUUUUUAAUAUGUCAUGUUAUACAUUUGCGAUUUCCUAAAAUCCAUAUGUUCUCUAAUUGAUUAAUUUCAGUUCCUCUAACAUCUAAAUGCUAGUUCUGCUACUGGUUCUAACUAAGCUCUUGCAUUGAUUGGUAGUUGAGCAGAUGCAAACGUCACUUGAAUUUUAUGGUUUCUGUCAAAUCUACAGGGCUAAAAGUAAAUGACUUCAGUCACCGGGUGUGUCGAUAGUCUAGAAAACAUUAGGGACGUCCUUCAAAGUCAGCUGCGCCACCACCCCGGUGCUCAAUUUGCUAGUGCCUAUUCUUUCUUUCUUUCUUUCUUUUUUGGUCAAAGCUAUUGCCUAUUCGUGAUAUUGUAAAGUUGGGUAGGUGCCAUGCUACAGACAGCAUUUGAAGUGUCAAGAAUGCAAUGCGUAGAAUGAGUCGGUGAAUAAGAGUGGUAGGUUUUCUGUCAAUGCGUCUUUAGUAUGAACAAUAUAUUAAUCAAUGUGUAUGGAUGUCAACAAAAAUGAAA
Messenger RNA from Neltuma alba, 1473 nucleotides. RefSeq lists its product as uncharacterized. The record is from RefSeq and is a predicted model, not a curated record. Lineage: Eukaryota; Viridiplantae; Streptophyta; Magnoliopsida; Fabales; Fabaceae. The coding region runs from base 143 to 850 and encodes 235 amino acids. The transcript has 5 exons.